AACUAUGGCAACGUACAAAAAAAAACAUGUUUGAAUUCUCAAACAAUUUGAAAACUCAAGUUUGACAAAGGCAUAUAUUAUUCGAAACUAUUAUUAAGCCGACAACAUGGAUAAGCCGCAAAUGAUCGAACAUUUGCAUGAGGCCGUCAACUAUACGGUAUACGAUACGAAAUGGAUUCCGCUAUCGGCAAAAUUUGUGGUGCUCGGCUCGAAGCCAAACAGUCAUGGAAUUCUGGACAUCUACGAGCUGAACGAGGCCAAGCUGGAGAAGGUGAAGUCCGUGGAGAAGAAGGCCGCCUUCAAGUGUGGCACCUUUGGCGCCUCCUCACUGCGCAACCGGCACAUGGCCAUCGGUGACUUUGAGGGUCGCCUGCAGGUGCUCGAUCUGGAGCGCACUGAUCUUGCCGUUUACAAUGUGAAGGGUCACAACAGCAUCAUCAACUGCGUCGAUGCCAUUGGCGGGACGCAGCUGGAGUGCGGCUCACCCGAAAUUGUGACCGGGAGUCGCGAUGGUGCCGUCAAAGUUUGGGACAUCCGUCAGGGACAGGCGCCCGUUGUGGACAUAUCGCCGCCGGCGCAAAUGGGCGAUGGCAUCAAUAACUCCAAUUUAAGGCGCGACUGCUGGGCGGUGGCCUUUGGCAACACUUACAAUGCGGAGGAGCGCAUUGUUGCCGCUGGCUAUGAUAAUGGAGAUCUGAAGCUCUUCGAUUUGCGUGCUUUGGCCGUGCGCUGGGAGGCAACGAUUAAGAAUGGUAUCUGUGGUGUGGAAUUCGAUCGUCGCGACAUCCCAAUGAACAAGCUGGCGGUGACAACGCUCGAGGGCGGGCUGCUCGUUUACGAUAUGCGUACUCAGCACCCGACUAAGGGAUUCAGUUGGGUCGAGGAGCGAAAUGCGGGUCGCAGUGUGGGCACCAAUGGUAUCAUCAAUGGCCCAAAAGCCACUGUGUGGACUGUUCGCCAUUUGCCGCAGAAUCGUGAUGUAUUCCUCACGGGCGGGGGCACUGGUUCGAUUCGCAUCUGGAAAUAUGAAUAUCCCGAUCGGCGUUUUACGGAUGAUGCCGAUGGCAUCAAGGAGGGCGUAGCUGGGAAGCUGCAAAUGGUCAGCGCCGUGACGUUGAGUUCCCAGCCGGUGCACAGCUUCGACUGGCAUCCGGACAAACUUGGCCUCGCCGUCGCCGGUGCCUUCGACCAGAGUGUGCGUGUUCUCAUCACCACCAAGUUAAAUACGCUUUAAGCCUCUUACUUAUAGUAUUCAAUAUUUAGUAAAUUGUUUAAUAAACGUUUUACUUUUGCGUAAGAAAAUAGCACAGCUACAAAAUGAAAAAAAAAACCUAAUGAUUU
Molecule: messenger RNA, 1341 nt
Organism: Drosophila grimshawi
Lineage: Eukaryota; Metazoa; Arthropoda; Insecta; Diptera; Drosophilidae
Gene: Wdr92
Product: dynein axonemal assembly factor 10
Exons: 2
Coding region: 107-1234 (375 amino acids)
Molecular function (GO): ubiquitin binding
Source: RefSeq, a predicted model, not a curated record